This is a messenger RNA of Marmota monax (woodchuck), 8497 nucleotides long. RefSeq names its product phosphodiesterase 12 (gene Pde12). The coding region runs from base 126 to 1955 and encodes 609 amino acids. The transcript is spliced from 3 exons. Gene Ontology annotation, biological process: nuclear-transcribed mRNA catabolic process, deadenylation-dependent decay. Lineage: Eukaryota; Metazoa; Chordata; Mammalia; Rodentia; Sciuridae. Gene Ontology annotation, molecular function: 3'-5'-RNA exonuclease activity. Gene Ontology annotation, cellular component: mitochondrion. The record is from RefSeq and is a predicted model, not a curated record.
UAGCCUGCCGGAAGUCGCUGGGUCUGAAUGGGUUCCGGAGCCGGCGGCUGUAGCUUCUCUGUCUUCACUUGACACCGGGCGGCUGCUUGGCUGCUGGUCUUGUCAGCCUCUGGGUUGCUAGGUUCAUGUGGAGGCUCCCAAGCACCCGCGCCGUGCUUCGUGGGGUCCGGACGGCCGUGGAGCAGCGCAGCCGGACUGAAGCGGCUCCUGAAAAGGCGGCAGGCGCGAUGGAGCGCGCUGUAGUGCGCUGUGUUCCCUCGGAGCCCAAGCUGAGCUUGUCGUUUGCGCUGGCCGACGGCAGCCACAAGAACAUGCAGCGCGACCAGAGUGAGCCGCUGGGUCGGGCCCUCAGCCGGAUCGCUACCAAUGCCCUCAAGGGCCACGCUAAGGCAGCCGCAGCUAGAAAGAACCGGAAGAACCGGUCCAACGCGAGCGGCGGCGCGGCCUGUGCAGGGUCUGGGUCGGAGACGGCAGCAAUCUGCGAGCCCGUGGUAAAGCUGUACUACCGAGAGGAAGCAGUGGCUGAGGAUGUGCUCAACGUGGACGCCUGGCAGGACGGCGCGGUGCUGCAGAUUGGCGAUGUCAAGUACAAGGUGGAGCGCAACCCACCCGCCUUCACCGAGCUUCAGUUGCCACGCUACAUCAUGGCCGGCUUCCCCGUGUGCCCCAAGCUCACCCUUGAAUUUGGGGAUCCGUCUGGCUCUCUCUACCGCUGGUACAAGGAAGCCAACCCUGGUGCCGCGGAACCUGAAGGUAGUGGCCCUUCGUCAUUGUCUCCCUCUUCGCCGUCUUCUACUUGGACCGAAACGGGUGUGAAUGAGCGCGUCUACAUCCCGUCCAAUGCUGACAUCGGACUGCGGCUGAAACUUCACUGCACUCCAGGCAAUGGGCAGCGUUUCGGGCCGAGCAGGGAAUUGGAAAGUGUGUGUCCAGUGGAGGCCGGGCCUGGUACUUGCACUUUUGACCAUCGGCAUCUCUACACCAAGAAAGUGACAGAGGACGCUCUCAUCCGCACUGUCUCCUACAACAUUUUGGCAGACACGUACGCCCAGACUGAGUUCUCACGGACUGUUCUGUACCCAUACUGUGCCCCCUAUGCCCUGGAGCUUGACUACCGCCAGAACCUUAUCCAGAAGGAACUCACAGGCUACAAUGCCGACCUCAUCUGUUUGCAGGAGGUUGACCGCGCGGUGUUUUCGGACAGUUUGGUACCCGCAUUGGAGGCUUUCGGGCUGGAGGGCGUGUUUCGAAUCAAGCAGCACGAAGGCCUGGCCACUUUUUACCGGAAGUCAAAGUUCAACCUCCUUAGCCAGCAUGACAUUUCUUUCCAAGAAGCCCUGGAGUCUGACCCACUUCACAAAGAACUGCUGCAGAAACUAGUUUUGUACCCAUUGGCACAGGAAAGAGUGCUCCAGAGAUCUUCUGUCCUUCAGGUUUCAGUUCUUCAAUCUACAAAGGAGUCUUCUAAAAAGAUAUGUGUUGCUAAUACCCAUCUCUACUGGCAUCCAAAAGGUGGGUACAUUCGUCUCAUUCAAAUGGCAGUAGCUUUGGCUCACAUUAGACAUGUCUCAUGUGAUCUGUAUCCUGGCAUACCGGUUAUAUUUUGUGGGGACUUUAAUAGUACACCAUCAACAGGAAUGUAUCAUUUUGUCAUCACUGGCAACAUUCCAGAGGAUCAUGAAGACUGGGCUUCCAAUGGGGAAGAAGAAAGAUGCAACAUGUCUCUAACACAUUUCUUCAAACUGAAAAGUGCUUGUGGUGAACCAGCUUACACAAAUUAUGUUGGUGGCUUUCAUGGAUGUCUAGAUUACAUUUUCAUUGACUUACAUGCUUUAGAGGUUGAACAGGUGAUUCCAUUACCUAGUCAUGAAGAAGUUACCACCCACCAGGCCUUACCUAGUGUUUCCCAUCCUUCUGAUCACAUAGCACUUGUGUGUGAUCUAAAAUGGAAAUAGAUUUCUGUUUAAUGGAAUUUAAGUAUAAAAAGGAAAUUAGUUACUUUGUAGAAAAUUUGAUAUGAAUCAAAGCUAAUAUGUAACUUUCAAAGAGGAAAUAUAGACUCAAUGGUAAAACUUUCUAUUCAUUCCCUACUAGUUAUGUUCCAAGACUAUUUAUGUUUGCAUCAUAUAGACCCUUUUUCCCCCUACACUUGGAGGAAAAGCAAAUAUAUUUAUUGAGAAACAGGAAGUUCAUAUAUUGUGUACAUUUUUAUAAAUGAUUUUUAAUCUAAUUAAGAAUAUUUUAAGUACCAUUUGAAUGAUCUUUUUUUUCAUGACACAUUUCAGUUUGAAUCAUGUUUAUUUAAUUAUAUGAAAAAAUGCAUACAGGUUAAGGUGAAAGACCUAAAUUCUGACACAUGGGUCUACCUCUACCUCAAUUUGGUCAGCAGUUUAUUACAAUUUCAGAGUUGACAAAAAAUUAAAGUUGUUGUUGUUGAUUGCUUCUGGUUUUUUUCUCCACCCCCAAGUACUAGGAUUUAAACCCGAGGCUCUCACACAGUAGGCAAGUGCUUUUUCAUUGAGCUACAUCCCCAACCCUUUUUAUUUUGAGAUGGUCUAAGUUGCCCAGGCUGGCCUUGAACUUGGGAUGCUCCUGCCUUAGCCUCCCCAGCCUCCCAUGCACCAUUGUAACCAACUUCCGUUUUUCAGCUAAUGAAUUGUCUUCAUUCUCUUUAGUAUUUUUGUUGUUAAUAUAUGGUAAAAUGGACACAAUUUAUAUUCUGAGUCAUACAGCAGCUCAUUUUAAUUUCUAGUAUGUAAGCACAAUUUAGUAUUCAAAGUAAAUAGCAACAUUUGAUCCCAUUUUAUUUAAUUACUCUUGCCUACAAAAAACUUAAAGACAAAAGAGUAUUUGACCAGGUGAUAUUAACAAAAUACAGCACAAUACAUUAUUUUUGAGAAAAUGCCUACUGAUAUGGACUUGAAACUUUGGAUAAACUCAUUCAGCAUUUCUAUGCCAUAAGCAUUUUCAAAAUUGUUAGUUUUUAUGAAUAGGGAAUAGAGAAGUAGUUUGGCUUUUGAGUAUAUCUGAAAUAAAAACUAUUACUUUUAUAGGUAAACAAUAUAAUUUAUUGUAAAACAAGAUUUAAAUAGGAGGCCAAACUCUUUUAAGAUUAGAAAUUACAAACAGCCUACAGUGAUAACUAAGCUUUACUGACCAAUUUAUCACCAUACCUUAUUUGUAAUGCUUAAGCUGUUGCUUUUUUGAUGUUCAAGAUAACUAUAGUAUACUCAUAUUUCUGCAUUUAAUUUCUAGAUUAGGUAUUAAAUCCUACUCAUCUCAAGAAAAGCUCUGAUUUUCCAGUCAUGAAAAUGCUCAUUUCAGAUUCUUUAAUCUCUGAAUCUAGUACCAUAAGAAUUGUCUUCUUUAGAUAAUCUGCUAUCAGAUGUAUUGUUAUCUCUUAGUUUAGCAAGUUUGAGAAUGAAAUUUUACCUGCACUUCAGAUUAAACCUUGAAGUAUUUGAAGUACUUGAAGGGAAAGAUUAAGGUACCAGAUUGAACUGGGGAUUGAACUCCGGGGCACUCAAUCACUGUACCACAUCCCCAACCCUAUUUUGUAUUUUAUUUAGAGACUGAGUUGCUUAGCACCUUAGCCAGCUGAGGCUGGCUUUGAACUCACAAUCCUCUUGCCUCAGCCUCCAGAGCCACUGGGAUUACAGGCAUGUGCCUCUAUGCCCAGCAAGGUGGCAGUCUCUUGUGAUCUUAUUUAGAAAGAGCUAUUAAAUUGGGGGGUAGGGGGGGGAAAUCGAUGCUACCGACUUGUGCCUUCCUAAAAACCAUUUUCAAGAGCAUUUUAACAGCAGUUUAUAAAUAAACAAAUAAAGCUAGAAUCUGAUUUUUUUAUAUACUUUUUCUUUCUUUUAAAAAUUUGGUUUUGGUCUGCUUCCAAAUACACGUUAACAGACCCAUAUAGUAACUUAAGAGAAAACAAGUUUCUCAGAAAAAUGUUAAAAAAAAAAUGUAAAAAAUUUUUCUAAUGUGAUAUAAUUACCCAUGUCCAUGAAAAGAACACACAGGUUCUAUAUUAUACAAGUCCUAGCUAGAUUGAAAUCUAGUCAGAAAAUCUCUUAAGCACUUACUAAAUAGUCCAUAUAUCCUAAAUACCUAAAGUUGGUAUUUCCUGACUAAACAGUGUAAUCAGAUUAUAUACAGGUAUUUAAAGAUAUUAGGACAAUGGAAUGUUAUUUUCAAGUGCUAUAUACUCUAGUCAGAUCUCCCAUAAACAGAUACAUUAGAAUGACUCGAGUCCAAAGGUAGAUGACAGUAAGAAAAUUAUGUAAGUAGCAUACCAAAAUUUCCUGUAUUCAUAAGACAAAGUGUUAUUCAGAAAUGUUUAAAGCUAUCUUUGUGAUUGAAUUUUUCUAUUACAUUGGAAUUUUCAGUAUAUUUUAUUGUAACAAAUAUGGGAAGUUUAACAACUUUUUAUAGCAUAUCACAUUUUAUAAUGUCCUAAGUUCUUGCUGCAGGAAUUAACAUUUCAAAAUUUUAUAGCUAUAAAUGAGUACAAGUAUUUUAAGAUAUGUUAUUCUAUUUUUUAAUAUUUAUUUUUUAGUUGUAGUUGGAUACAACACCUUUAUUUCACUUGUUUAUUUUUGUAUGUGGUGCUGAGGAUCGAACCCACAGUCUCGCACGUGCGAGGCAAGCGCUCUACCACUGAGCCACAACCCCAGCCUAAGAUAUGUUAUUCUAUUAAAAUGAUCUCUUGCACAGUUGACACUACAGCAAAUAUAUACAUUGAUAGUUCAGAAUUCAUUAGCAAACAAAUCAUUUCUGGCAACAAUGUGUGUUGUUUUAAAAUUUUGAAUACUGAAAUCAGUUGUUCCAAAUUUCCUUUUGAAUGUGGUGUUUCAUACUGGAGGAUAGAUGUCUGAAGAGCAAACAAAAAGGGAGAAAAGAUAGGAACUCUACUGUGGGAAGAUCUCCCUAGUCAAAAUAGUCAUUUUUGAUCUCACGUCUUAGCUCUGAAAUAUAGGCAAAGGUUUCCUAUAAACUAAUCCUUUUAAGUAAAAUCCAAAAUCCAUAUAUAAUAAUAAUAAAAGAUACUGCAUAUUAAUUUAAUAAGACCCAAAUGAACAACUCUUUAGGAAAAAUCUUUCCUCUAAAAUCAAUUCAAAAACAUUUAAAUGUAUUGAAACUUUUUAAUAUUUUGCCUAGGAUAAUAUUCAAAGGAAAUACUGUUUAGAUUUCAUUUGGGGGAAGGAAAGAAUUUUAAGAGCUUUAAUUCAUAUGGGUUAAGUCUUUUGGUCCUUUUUUAUAAGGAAAUAUUGCUACAUUCUGAGAUGAUACCAAAGCAUUUUUUAAAUGAAAUUCACAUAGGAUUAACCAUUUUAAUGUGUAUAAUGCAUUCACAUGUACAACCAUCUAGUUCCAAAGCAUUUUCAUUACCUCCAAAGGAACAAGCAGUCAAUCCCCAGUCUCACCUCCCCCAGCAACUGAAAACUACUAAUCUGCUAGGGAUCUACCUAUUUUUGAUAUUUCAUCUAAAUGUAAUCCAUAUGAUCUUCUGUAUCUGGCCUUUUUCAUUUAACAUAUAUUUUCAGGGUUCAUCUCUUCUUAUGGCUGAAUGACAGUCUAUGUAGAUAUACCACAUUUGCUUAUCUAAAUGGACACUUACUUGUAUGGUUUAUGUCUUUUGGCUAUUUUCACUAGUGCUGCUAUAAACAUCUGUGCAGUUUUUUUUGGUUUGAAUCUGUUCUUCCGAGUAUAUACCUAAGAGUGGAUUGCUGGGCUGUAUGUGAUUCUGUUUUCUUGUUGUAUAAUUUUACAUUCCCUCAGUAAUGUAUGAGGGUCCCCCAUUUUCUCCACAUCCUCACCAAAUAGUGGGUUUGAAGUGAUAUCUCUACCAGUGCUUUUGUGUUUGUGUGGUGCUGGGUAUUGAAUCUAGGUCCUUGUGCAUGUAAGGCAAGCAUUCUACCAACUGAGUUAUAUCCCCAGCCCUUACCAAUGCUUUUUUUUUUUUUGGUGUGAGGAGGUACUGGAGAUUGAACUUGGAUACUCCACCACUGAGCCACAUCCCCAGCCCUAUUUUUUAUUUUAUUUAGACACAGGGUCUGAGUUGCUUAGUGCCUUGCCAUUGCUGAGGCUGGCUUUGAAUUCACAAUCCUCCUGCCUCAGCCUCCUGGGAUUACAGGCGUGCACCACCAUUCCCCGCUCUACCAAUGUGUAUGUGAUUCUCUUUUCUUUUUUAACUUUAGUUGAAUUAAUGUUGACAGUCAUGAACUAGAUUAUUCACAAAUGGUUUACAUGACUUCCUAUUUUCCAAGAAGGCCCAUAUUCAGUUCCUGCUCAUUUUACAAGCUUGUGUCAAGUGGGAAAGGUCAGUUUCCUGGCUUUCUUUGAAGAAAUUUGAGAAGACAAAAAUUAGAAAAAUACCAAAGCGUAAACUGUAAAUAAAUAAAAAACCUAGGAUAACAAAAAGUUAAAUCUUAAAAUGUUUGUCUCAGAAUGAACUUGUUUAGUAACACUGGCUUACAAUUAACAAUGCUCCUUUUUAAAUCUUAGGUACACAGAAUAAUAGAUCACAAGAAUGUAUAAAUUCUGUUGGGUAUAGUGGCACAUGCCUGAAAUCCCAGUGACGUAUUAAACAUAUCAGUUCACCCUGGUUGAUGUGGAUUCAUUGUUAUGUCAACGAACUCUGGGAUGUCAAAAUCCAUAUUUGUGUAGGUUUUAAUCGUAAUUUUAAAUCUCCUUGAAAACUUUCCCUAAAAACAAUUCAUCUCCAUCUGCCCAUUUUGUGUUGAUGCUGUCAAAACAUUUGCAUAACAUAGUUCAUUUUUGCCCAGUAACUCAUCUUAAUGAUUUCAUCCUGAAAUGUUGCCAAUGGACAUUUUCUUAGUGUGCUGAAGUAUUCCUGGGUUAUAUUUUUACUAGUUUGUCCUAUUUGUGUUCUUUCUAUAUUUAACUUGAUUCAGUAGUCAAUUGGAUUUAGUUGUUGUAUUGGAUGAAUAUGCACUUUUACAAGAAUUAUCAAAUAUCUUUAUUUCCCUUGUAGAAUAAUUUAGAAACAAUGGCAUAUCACCCUUAACAUCCUUUUAUUACAUAUCUUAGAAAAGUCUGGCUUUUUGCAUAUUGCAUUGUGUCCUUUUUCUUCUCUCCAAAUGAAAUAACUCCAUGAUGAUUUGGUUCUUCUAUCCUAAAUUGAUGUUUUUUGUCUAUAAGGGAUUUCACUGCCUGUCAAUUUAGUUCACAGGCCCUAAAAGAAAUCCUAGCAGUCACUUCCCAUUCUCCCUAGCUCCUGGCAACCAUUUACCUACUUUAUCUAUAUGAAUGUCUACUCUGUACCUUUCAUAUAAUUGGAAUCAAAUUAUUAUGCAGUUUUUUAUGAUUGGCUUCUUUUCAUUUAAGAUGUGCCCAUGUUGUAGCAUAUAUUAGUACUCAUUUUUAUGAAUAUUCCAUUUCAUGCAUACCACAUUUAUCAUUCGUCAGUUGACAGACAUUUGGAUUACUUCUAUUUGCCUUCCAGAUUACUUCUACUUGCUGCAACAAAUAUUUGCGUACAUGUUUUUUAGUAGAUAGAUGUUCAUGUGGGAUCUGUUAUACCUUUUGAGGAUCUACCGAAAUACUACCAAAAUUAAUACUAUUAACUAAAGUACUAUUUUACAUUCCCACCGGCAAUACACAUAGGUUCUAAUUUCUCUACAUCCUCAUUCUUAUUAAUACAUUUUAUUAUUAAUAUCUUAUUAUAAAAAUAAUACAUGCUCUUGUAGUUGCAGUGGUACUUACCUGUAAUCCCAACUACUAAGGAGGCUAAGGCAGAAGGAUCACAAGUUCAAGGGCAGCCUGGACAAUUUAGCAAGAUCCUAUCUCAAAAUAAAAAAGGAUGGGGAUGUAGCUCAGUAGUAAAAACGUCCCUGAAACUAACCCCCAGUACUGCCAAAUAAAAAGAAAAAUAUGCUCAUUUUUAAAGUGGAAAUCACAAUACAGCAAUGUAAAAACUUGUAUUUGCCAUACCUGAACUCCCUAAACCCAUUUUAAUAGCUAGUGUUUAUCUGUCCAGACCAUUUCUUUGAAUAUCCAUAAAUAAAAACAUACACCUAUUUAAGUACAUAUAGGAUCAUCUGCAUUGUAUAUUAUCUUCCCAUGUCAACAGACAAUAACUAUUUUUCAAGUUGUAUAUGCCAUAAUAAUUUAACCAGAACACUUUUGUAUUAUUUUUGCCAUUGUAAGCAGUGUUUUUUGUACACGUAUCUCUUGCCCAAUUGUUGGGUAUAUAGCAGUAUAGGAUUACAAUUGUUGAACCAGAGUUGUUAUUCUCUUUUUGAUUGUAAGUAUCUUACUAUGAAGUGGCAUCUCACUGUGGUUUUGAUUUAGAUUUCCUUGAUGGGGAUGUGUUCCAAGACCCCCAGUCUCAGUGGAUGCCUGAAACAACAAAUAGUGCCAAACCCUAUAUAUGUUAUUUUUUCCUGUAUAUACUUAUAAUAACAUUUAACUUAUAAACACAGUAAGAUUAACAAUUUGUAAAAUACAUUUUACUAUAAUAAAAGUUACUUAAAACUUA